AUGGAGAUAGCACCGCGCAGUGCCGUGCGGCCAAAGGCCGCGACGUCGAACGCCGCUCCGCGGCUUCGAGCGGUCCGGGCUGCGGCGCCCGCUUUCAGCUCCAACUGGCGACAGGCUGCAGGAGCACUCGCUGCAGCUCUGGCGGGCCGGUGGCGCUUCAAAGGCGCCCUGCGUCGGGGGCACGCGCUGCGCGCUUCAAAGGAGGCUCAGGAAUGUGAAGUGCUGGAACUGGUCAACACGGACCUGUGCGACGGUGCCCCGGAAGCGCCGAAUUUGGCGAUUCACGAGUCGGAGUUUCGACCUCCCAACGAGCUGGACCUCUUUAUGAGAGCCGUCCGAUACUACGCGGAGUGCUCUGGGUUGUUGCUGAGCUACGUGCCGGUCUACGUGAAGAGCUCCAUGGAGGGCCAUGACGCAGGCGCGCGGCGCCCGCCCGAAAGUCGUCUCGGGCGGAAGUGGCGCCCCGAAGGGCCAAGAGGUUCCUGGACGGAGGUGUCCGAGGCGUAG
Messenger RNA from Effrenium voratum, 507 nucleotides. NCBI's taxonomy places the organism in Eukaryota, Dinophyceae, Suessiales, Symbiodiniaceae. The record is from the annotation of a GenBank genome assembly.